Nicotiana tabacum (common tobacco) is the source of this 4407-nucleotide messenger RNA. RefSeq names its product PHD finger-containing protein 1-like. Gene Ontology annotation, molecular function: histone reader activity. Gene Ontology annotation, biological process: negative regulation of transcription elongation by RNA polymerase II. NCBI's taxonomy places the organism in Eukaryota, Viridiplantae, Streptophyta, Magnoliopsida, Solanales, Solanaceae. The record is from RefSeq and is a predicted model, not a curated record.
UCAUUCAUACUCUCCGCAAAGGAAGCUAUAAUGGAUUCUUCCAAAUGCGGGUCCGGGUCUGGGUCUGGGUCUGGUUCUGCUUCGAGAACUGUUUGUCUAACAUGUGGGGAUGAAGGAGAUGCCAAGCUUCUUAUUUACUGCUUCAAGUGUCACGAUUCUGCUGUACCUCACUAUUGUCUAGAAAAAUUCUCCGUUGAUGAUGACAGUAUCGAUUGGAUAUGUUGCGAUUGUGCUCUCACAGUUGCUAAGGUUGAAGGGUUGAGAAAGAGUGAACGGAUAACUGUGCAAAAGAUUCGUGCUAUUGAUGUUCGAAUGGAAUGGGGAAGAAAGCUUAACAGUUGUAAACUAAAAGCUAAAAGAAUAGAUAAGGCUAAACAUGAUGCAAUUGGAGCAGUCCAAUCAGCUACAACCCUUAGUCCUUUUCACGGUUUGCAAAAGGAGAGGCCUUCAUUUCAUGAAACUAAAGAAAACAAAGACAUUGGAGAACGAUGUGGAGAUGUAUGCUAUUCUGAACAGCAAAUUGAAUCAGUAAAAGCAGGGAACACUCCACUAGUAGGAAAGCGCCAGGAGGCUUAUUGUUUAACAUUGAACAAAGAGGAAGAUGGAAUGGUGCAAAGAUCUCAAUUAAGAGGUGACUCUUCUCUGCGAGAUCCAAAGAGUGCUCAAUCGCCUAUUGAAAUUGGAAAACAGCAAGAUAUCAGAAAGCGAAGGAGGAGGUUUGUAGUUCUUGAUGAUGACAGUGAUUCUGAGGGAGAAGGUGGGGCAGUUGGUGGAUAUUUUUCUUCUUCAAUCUCUGAUGAGCAUUAUUUUCCACUCGACAAUUCAUAUAAUGGACCUCAAUUAGAAUCUGCGAAUUAUUUGCCUGCGCAGCCAGUUAUUGAGCCCAUUUGGAGGGGAUGUUUUCUCUUCAAUAGAGAAAGGGAAGCCAGUAUAAAUAUCUUAGCUCAUAUAUCAGACAAAGCCUGUGAAAAUGCAGCUAAAGCAGCAAAGGGGCUUCCAAUGAAUCUUGAUGUAAAAAUUCUGGCCAAGAGUGAUGUAUGGCCGAAGAGUUUCCUGAGGUCGCCACCAACAGACAACAGUAUUGCUCUGUAUCUCUUCCCCGAGCUUGAAAGGGAUGAAAAUUGUUAUGAUGCUCUGUUGGAAGAGGCAAUUGAAAAUGAUCUCGCAAUGAGCGCCACGAUUGAUGACUUGGAGAUGUUGAUAUUUUCAUCUCGUGAAUUGCCACAGAAAGACUGGAGGAUUCGUAGAAAAUACUAUUUGUGGGGCGUGUUUAGAGCCAAGAAGCGUUCACGUCCAAAUAUACCGACACUGACUGCUAACUUCAUUGCACAAAGUAGCAGCACCCAGAAUGCAGCCCAGAGUUUGAUGAGUCCGUUGAGCGUAUUGGAAGGUGUGAAUAGUCGGGAGGACUUGGCAAGUCCCUUGAGCUCCUGUUCUAACAGUAUUUCUACAAAAGAUUCUCCUGAUAUGUUGAACGCAAAGAAGCAAGAUGUUGAACAGCAGCAUGACAAAUGCAGAAUACAAACAGCAUGUGAUAUUUAUGUCUCUACACAAGGUGAAAAGUUGUCUCUCAUUUGCAACAAAGGGGUAAUGUUCAUAACUGUACAGCCCUCUUUUGGGUACAAAUAGUCUUGUAAACUUCCAAAGUACUGAAGAAUUUCCUUAUCAACAUCAUAAUAGCCUGAAGUGCACCUUUCUUAGCGUUGAAUUUCAAAGUUUACUAGGAAAGCGGCGUUUUGAAAUAGAAAGUAAAAUGAUGUAUUAUAACUGAAUUAUUCAUGACACGCCUAUUAGAUAAUCAAAAAUCUGGAAUUUAACAAUAGUGACUUCUCAAUUCAUUAAUCUUCCCAAAAUCUAUGGAUUAUUAUGCUGUAGAUAAUUCAUUGCCUACUUCAUUAAUCUCAAACGAGAGAGCAGUAGAAGAUAAUCCGCUUGAAAUUCGAUAACGUUUAGAUUUUAAAGGAUUAACUCUUACGAGACGGAUAGAACCUCGUCUUUUUACACAAUUCAUAAAAUGAAUAGUCCGUUCAUGUCUCGAUUUCGAACUUUGAGAAUGGAACAGUUCCUAGAGGGAAACUGAAUUAAUUAGUUGGGGCAAUGAGUUUGAUAUACCAAAUGCUUAAACAAAAAAAGGUAUUAUGGGCAAUUUACAGCUAUGUAUUAUAGAAACUCUCUAGCAUGUAACAAUACUACUUAAUAUAUAGUAUACUUUCUCACUGCAAUCUUGAAACUGCUGAAUGUAAUAAUCAGUAGUCCAAAAUAGAAGGACUAGGAAUAUAAUACAGGGGUUAGUCAAAGCAUGUACGUAAAACAAUAACAAAUUUAACACUACAGUGACAUUUUCUGUUUCCUUCUUUGGCCGUAAUUGGGAAGAAAAGAACCGCACAAGCACAAGUGAGCAAUAACAUGGAAGAUGACAGAAAACAAGAAAACAGCAUAAUGGGAAGAACAUAUGCAUUGGCACAACUGUGGCACUUAUGUAUUGCUAGUUGCUACAGAGUAAUGAUUUAGAUGAUAUGCAAACAAAGUGUCACUUUGAAUAUUAAUAAGAAAAAGAAGCUACAUAUAAGAUGUAGAGAUAGCGUGAUGCUUUUGAGAAAAACCCUGCGGGGUUGCCCAAAGCCGACGCCCGACAGUAUUUAGUGUCUUUGGACUGCCAUAACCUUACAAACUGGUAUGAAACUAGAUGGGUAUGCAGAUGGCGGAGAGUAGCUCUCAUUUUGCAGUCUAGUGAUUGGUCAGAAUUUUGUGGCCAAUUGCACAAAAAUAUGGUACCCAUAAGAAUUUUGUGACGAUCACCAUAACUUGCAAAAUUAUGGCAACCGUCAGAUGUCUGACGAAUAAGACUUGCCCAAGAAUUUCUGACCAACAUACUUCAAAAUUCUGACCGGAGACUAUUUUUCCAAGAUUUUUUUCAAAAUUUUAAAAAGUGACACCAAAUGAUCCUAUCUGUGUCAUUCUCCCCAAGAAGAACUCUAUGGGCUUUAAUUAACAAUAAAUACUCGGAUUGUGUGACUGGCACACAUUGAAUCUCCAAAUAAGCCCAUGAAUCUUGGUGAUCAGUCAUGUGGUACUUAGUUCGAGGAGAAAAUUAUUAGGUGUGUGAAAAAAUCCUACAACAGAAAUUGAUAAUUAUACAACAACAACAACAACAACCCAGUAUAAUUCCACUAGUGGGGUCAGGGGAGGAUAGUUUAUACGCUGACCUUACCCCUACCCUGGGGUAGAGAGGCUGUUUUCGAUAGACCCUCGGCUCCCUCCCUCCAAGAACUCCCCACCUUGCUCUUGGGGUGACUCAAACUCACAACCUCUUGGUUGGAAGUGGAGGGUGCUUACCACUAGAACAACCCACUCUUGUCUAAGUAGUAGAAAUACCCCUCAAGAUAUUAGGCCUUUUUGGAGAAAUUGUGCAUGCUUGACCCAAAGCAAAUAGUAUCAUACUAUGCUAAGAGUGUCCUUGCAUUGGCUUAGCCCAACGAUCACGACUUAACCGUUAAAAAGAUGAGAGUAACAGUAAAGAUGUCGAGUAAAAUUUUGCCAGUGGGAAUAAAUGUUACAGAAAAAUUUAAGGUAACAGAACAAACAUCUCCUAUCUAAAUUAUUGUGGAGGUUCAGUGCAGGACAAAGUGAAGAAGUAUGGUAGAAGAAAAUUAACGCCAAGUAUGGCAUGUAGAGGGAAUGGUACAUACUAAGAAUUUGUGUAAUGAAUUCUACAAUUUGGUGAAGCUCAAGACACUGGUUGGAAGUGCUCCUCUUAAAGACACUUCAACUGAACAUUAUGGUCUUGCAAUUCGUAAAAAAGCCACCACUGCAGAGAGUAAAAUCGGAAAUGCUUGGGACACAUGUUUUAGUAGAAGUUUACGUGACUAUGAAUUGUGAAUAGUAGCAGUGGCGGAGCCAGAAGUUCAUACAAUGCAAGGAGAUUCAAAAAAGUAAAAGAAUGUCACACCUAGUAUUUGAACUAGCGAUCUAAAGUAAUUUUUGAAUCCCUAUGCCAUUACACUAUAAACUUUUCUAUGUCAAGGGAAUUCAACAGUUUAUAUAUAACAAAAAGGUAUUUUAUUUUCGCCCUAUUUGCACAGUAAAAUUUUCCAAAAGGGAUUCAAUUUAACAGCCUUGGCUCCACCUACCUAGACUCCUGAAUAAUUUUUGUUAGAAAGCUAGAAGGCCUUCUAAUGCAGAGAGGACGACCUCUGCUGUGAUGUGACUGACCUCCAGACGAGGCACUGCUAAAACCACCUGAACCACGGGGCCUCUUGGCCUCCCGCUCGAGCCUGCGGAAAAUGGUUUAUGUGGAGAGCUAGAAGGUUUUCCAAUGCAGAGAGUAGAAAUGGAAAUGCUUGGGACAUAUGUUUAGAAGUUUACAUGACUAGGAAUUGAGAAGGGUAGUUCAAUUUUAUGGAAAGA